Molecule: messenger RNA, 1071 nt
Organism: Botrytis byssoidea
Lineage: Eukaryota; Fungi; Ascomycota; Leotiomycetes; Helotiales; Sclerotiniaceae
Exons: 1
Coding region: 1-1071 (356 amino acids)
Biological process (GO): protein ubiquitination
Molecular function (GO): zinc ion binding; ubiquitin protein ligase activity
Source: RefSeq, a predicted model, not a curated record
AUGCCACCACAACUAACCAGAGUCAAUGUGAGUUCUCUCCCAGUAGACCAACGCACUUGUGCGAUUUGUCAAGACGAUCUCGGUGGUGGAGAGAAUGGAGAACCGGUUAAGACUGCGUGCAAUCACAUUUUUGAUCGAAAAUGUGUUCAACGUUGGCUUGACGCCGACCACACUAACUGCCCCAUUUGUCGCGAGGAAAUUCGUAAUGUUACUGGUGGGGCAAGAGACGCGGCAAGAGAUCGGAUUAGACAGAUCAAUAUCGCUGCUAGACGCGUUAGAGAUAGAGCUGUUGAGGAAAGAGAACAGAUGAUGCAAGCUCAGGCGGAUUAUGGAGGUGGGAAUGAAGAUGAUCAUCUUGAUGGAAACGUCGGAGAGGAGCUUGAACCCAUGCCACUUGACGUGCCGGGGAAUUUCAGUACGCCUACUCCUCCCCGCCCUCUUUAUCCAAUCGGAGGACCAGCAUCGAGAAGACAGUCCCCUCCUCCAAGAAGAUUCCCCUCACCACCACCCCAUAGACAUCAUUCCCCUCAAAGAAAUCGUCUCCGCUCAACUCCUCCCCCAGUUUCCAGUCCCUCAUCAAGCACCUCUGCAGCAAUGCAACACGCCGAAGAAACUUACAUCAACGCCCUCUCCACCCUUCGAUCCCUCGACACCAGAAUCAUUAACCAAGCGCGCCUGUCCUACAAAGCCAACGUCGUCAAACACAACGCAGAACGCAACGUCCAACUCACCUUCCAGGAACUCCAACGCGCGGUCCGAUCCGACGAUCAGGAAACGAUCAAUCUUGCGCUUGCGAUGCAGGAAAGUGUCACGAUCCUAUUGGAUGAUGCGCAUAAUGCGAUGGCGCAGUUUAGUACGCCGUUGAGGGAAUGGAUGGAGGAGAGACCGAGGGCGAGUGAGAGAUUGGAUAGGGCGAGGUUGGAGUUUGCGAGGCAGAGGGAGGGGUUUAUGAGGGGGGUUAGAAGUGCGAGAGGAGGGAUAGGAGAGAGAGAAAUCCAGCGGGAUUUUCAAGGCGAUGAAGAUGAAGAUGAGGAGGCUUGGGAGCCUUAUGAUCCGAGGGAUUUUGAGUGA